CUCAUUCCUCAUCCACUCCCCCCUCACUUUCACUCUCGUCUUCCGAUUACGUGUCCCAAUCCGGGAGGAGCAGCGGCCUGUCUCUGGUAGGAGCGCUCGUACGCCAGAAAAUCUCUUAGAAACAUAUGGUGUUUGCUCGACUCUUGUUGCCGUGUGGAAUGCACGGAACCGAGAGAGAGAGAGAGAGAAGAAAUGACUUCAUCGCCUCUUGCUUUGGCACUCGGCCCGCCCAGGCCAUUGGUCUGUUCGUCCACUUCACCAUUAAACGGCCGAAACGACGUCGUCGGUGUCCUCCCGCUGAAACCUGCUGCUUUGUCCGCGUUUUCUCUCGCCGAUGGAAGAACCACCAUCCCCACCGCUGCCGCUCGCAAGUCGAAUACCGUGGCUGGCCGCCGCAGAAGAAGGACGAUACAGUGCGAAGCCGCGUUGAGGUCUGAUUCCGCAACAUCCGUGGAUGACUCGGCGUCGAUUUCAGCGUCCGUAUCGGUGGAAGACGAGGAUUUGAGCACCGCGACGGCUGGGGUGGGGAAGGUCGGAGCGCGGGUUAGGGUUAAGGUCCCUCUGAAGGUUUUCCACGUUCCCAGAGUCCCCGAGGUCGAUCUCGCUGGCAUGGAAGGCAAAGUCAAGCAAUACGUUGGCCUUUGGAAGGGAAAGCGCAUUUCAGCCAAUCUUCCUUUCAAGGUUGAGUUCGUCACCGAGAUUGAAGGUCGUGGCCCUGUGAAGUUCUUUGCCCAUCUCAAAGAGGACGAGUUCGAAUACGUUCAUAGCACUUGAAUUUGCGUUCGUUCUCCUUUUCCUUUUUCUUGUCCUUUUUUUUUUUUUUUUCUCGAAUCCCUUUGUUUGUGUUUUCUCCUCAAUUACUCUUGCUAUGGGGUAGGCUGAGAGGCACGCCGCCACAACGAUAUUCAAAAUCAUCAGACCCAGCAGUACCCUACUGUCUAAUAAUACCCAGCUUGCAUUAUUUUAAGCAUUACACUUGGAGUAAGCUUUGUUGUACUUCUCCAAUUGUUUUAGGAGAUUUUUUUUCCUUAAUAAUAAAAUUCCAGUCUUUCUGUA
Messenger RNA from Malania oleifera, 1056 nucleotides. RefSeq names its product ferredoxin-thioredoxin reductase subunit A2, chloroplastic-like. NCBI's taxonomy places the organism in Eukaryota, Viridiplantae, Streptophyta, Magnoliopsida, Santalales, Ximeniaceae. The transcript has a single exon. Bases 193 to 774 code for a protein of 193 amino acids. Gene Ontology annotation, biological process: photosynthesis. The record is from RefSeq and is a predicted model, not a curated record.